Messenger RNA from Python bivittatus (Burmese python), 1763 nucleotides. The record is from RefSeq and is a predicted model, not a curated record. NCBI's taxonomy places the organism in Eukaryota, Metazoa, Chordata, Lepidosauria, Squamata, Pythonidae.
CAGUAUUCAUCCAGAAUGCAGAAUACAACUUGAAAUCCAGGAAGAAGAAAAAAAAUGUAUGGAACGUUUAAAGAAUGCCAAAACAGUGAGUUAUAAAGGAUGUGCUGGGUUCUGGGAUAACAUUACCUGCUGGCAUUCUGCGGAAAUUGGAGAAACGGUGACAGUGCCUUGUCCAAAAGUCUUCAGCAAUUAUUUCAGCAAACCAGGAAAUAUAAGCAAAAACUGUACAAGCAAAGGGUGGUCAGAGAUGUUCCCACAUUUUUUCAUUGCUUGUGGAUACAAAGAUAUUGAAGACAACACGGUCUUCUAUGUUUGGGUGAAAGCAAUUUAUACCCUCGGACACAGUGCUUCUCUCAUUGCUCUGACCACAGGAAGCAUUAUUCUUUGCCUUUUUAGGAAACUUCACUGCACUCGGAACUACAUACAUUUGAAUCUGUUCCUGUCUUUCAUUUUAAAGGCAGUCUCUGUCUUAGUUAAGGAUGAAGUCCUCUAUUCCAACACUAGCACAGAGGAGUGUCCAGAAAAUCAACCUUCCUGGGUCGGCUGCAAGGCUAGCUUGGUAUUUUUCCAGUACUGUGUAAUGGCCAAUUUUUAUUGGCUCCUAGUUGAAGGACUUUAUCUCUACAUCCUCCUCAUGGUCAUAUUCUCUUCUAACAGACACUUCACCGUAUAUCUCCUUAUUGGAUGGGGAAUCCCUACAGUUUUCAUCAUCACGUGGAUAGUAUCUAGAGUGUAUCUAGACAACACUGGUUGCUGGGAUACAAACGAUCAUGGUGCUCCUUGGUGGAUUAUACGAAUACCAAUCCUAAUUUCCAUUUUAGUAAAUUUUAUACUUUUCAUUAGCAUUAUAAGAAUUCUGCUGCAGAAGUUAAGAUCACCGGAUGUGGGAGGCAAUGACCAAUCACAAUACAAGAGACUUGCAAAAUCAACGUUACUUCUCAUUCCACUGUUUGGCGUUCACUAUAUGGUGUUUGCAGUCUUUCCGAUUCGCAUUUCUAACUACUACCAGAUCAUUUUUGAAUUAUGCCUGGGUUCUUUUCAGGGACUGGUUGUUGCAAUCUUGUAUUGCUUUCUGAACAGUGAAGUUCGAGGAGAAGUGAAAAGAAAGUGGAGGAGCUGGUGUCUGAAUGAAAGAAUGGGCCGCGAUUACAAACUUCACAGCUCUUCUGUUUCUCGAAAUGGCUCAGAAACCAUCUCCCAUUUGCAUCGCAAUUCGGCCACUCAGUUUUCUUCCCAGACAGAAACCACAGUGAUAUAAGUCAUGCAAGUGCCUACAAAAAACUGUGGGGCAUAUCACUGGCUAUCUAGUUCAUUCAUCAUGCUAUUUUGUAACUUGUAGGGUUUGUACUCCACUUCAUCUGUAUGUCAAGAUGCAGGGGUUUCCGUCGUAUGACAGCUAUUCUUUUGAACUUGUUUUUAGAACUUGGCUAUGAUGGAACCCUUUUCCACUAUUAAUCCCCCCAAACUGUAUGCUGCACAUAGGCGUAAGGGUUGAAUAGGCACCACCCACAAUUGGUUUAAACUUCUGGAAAGUCAUCAUAUCAUGCAGCAAUAAGUAUCAACCAUUGGAGAAAUAUUUCUUUUUACUGAGUUGGUUCCAAAGCAGCUCUCCAAAGGUUAUAUAUUUAGAUAUUAAAUCCGCUACUGCUACUGUCCUCUUGCAGCAUCUUGACUCUCACUGGGGUAAGUUCCUUACAGGUAGUCCUUGUUUAGCAACCACAAUUGGGACCAGCAGCUUGGUGGUUAACCAAACCAGUCGCUAA